Molecule: messenger RNA, 439 nt
Organism: Melanotaenia boesemani (Boeseman's rainbowfish)
Lineage: Eukaryota; Metazoa; Chordata; Actinopteri; Atheriniformes; Melanotaeniidae
Gene: ndufa1
Product: NADH:ubiquinone oxidoreductase subunit A1
Exons: 3
Coding region: 155-367 (70 amino acids)
Source: RefSeq, a predicted model, not a curated record
AAAUUCUUUCUUCUUCCGGUGGCGGAGCGCAGGUCAUUAGGACUGUCGACAUUUUGUCAGCUUCUUAGCAAAAUAGACCGUCUUCCGUGAUUGGGGGACAACUCGGUUGUCCUUAGAGUUGAUCUUUGUCGUCAGGUAGUUCAAGCUAGUAAACAUGUGGUAUGAAAUUCUACCUGGCCUCGGCCUUAUGACCGUGUGCCUAACGAUCCCCGGAAUCGCCACUAUGUACAUACAGAAAUUCACCAAUGGAGGAAAGGAGAAGAGAAUAGCUCGGGUCCCUUGGCAGUGGUAUUUGAUGGAGAGAGACAAGCGAGUGGCAGGAACGGGACGCUGCUACGACUCCAAGGGACUUGAAAACAUCAACUGAUGACGACGAUUAUGGAGACCUUAAAAAACAGAAAGUUAAUUGUGCUGUACAUUAAAAUAUUGUAUUUAAUAA